AUUGUCAAUUUGUCAGUAAAAAAAUGUAUUUGUUUAUUUAUUUAUUAUAAGAUUUAUAUAAAUUUAAUGAAAUGGAUAAGAUCGGAAUCAAAAAUGAAUUCUUUCCGCACUACGGCACAAUACCUUAUUGCCACGCAUGUUUAAGUUCAGACAGAGUUCUUUCAACUGUGACCGAAUAUGGCGAUAUCUAUUACAAAAUCUUGGAUAAUCAGAACAUGAUGCUUCGAAAUGAUCUGAACUUAUGCUGGGAAUGUAUAGCAAUUCUAAAGAAAAUCAGGAUGUUCAAGAAGAAGAUUGUAGAAGCCCAGAAGAUACUUCAAUUUUAUUACACUAAUAAACAGGUUCCCUUUCCCCACCCUCUUUCAAAUCUUACCCCCCACACCAUUAACCACCAGAUAUGUUUAACAUAUGAAGAGAAUGAAAUAAAAGCUAUCAAAGAAGAGAUUGAUGUUUACAAUGAAUUUGACCACUUUGAUAAUGACAAUAUCAAAGACGAACCUGAACCCAAUGAGCCAAAUGUCUUGGAUAAUGUUACGGUCUUGGAUAAUGUUACGGAAACUGUUCCGGAGACAUCAAACGAUUGGAAGGAAUUUAACAUGAGGAGAAUAAUGAAUAGGAAAGCGAAGUAUAGAUUUUUGAAUGCUAAACUGAGGAAACAUAGAAAAUUGUUAGUCAGGAAGAUGCCGAUAGAGCUUGGUGCUGUUUUGAAUGGCUUGGAAGCGGAGAGGGGUGAUGUAUCGUUUUUAAACGAGGAGUAUAAAUGUGCGAGUUGUGUCGCAAUGUGCCAUGAUGAGGAUGGGUUGGCUAAACAUCAGAAGAAGUAUCAUGAGGAGGCAAUUGGACCAUACCAAUGCAAAAUAUGCAAGACCCGCUGCCCAUCCCAGGACAAUCUUCAAGCACACCAGAUGAAGCACUAUUACCAGAGGGAAUGCAAGGUGUGCCGGCUGCGGUGUUGCUCGCAGCCCUACAUGGAUAGACAUCUCGAGCAGCAUGACCGGAUGGUGCAAUGUUUAUCCUGCGAACUGUGUUUCAAGAACGUGCGGUUAUUCUACAACCACUACAAGGAGUUACACGCGAAGUUCGUCUGCGAUGUUUGCGGUAAGCGAUGCAAGUCGCGCGCCAUUAUUGAGAAACAUCUUAGGUACCACUUCGGUUACGAAUGCCCGUACUGCAAAAAGAAGCUGAAGAACUCCACGUCAUACAAGAACCAUGUAGAAACGCAGCACACAUCUUCCGUCUCAGACAACUCGUACUGCGUGCAGUGCGACAGGAGAUUCACGAGCGACCGCAUGUACAAGCGGCACUUGCAGAGCAGCGCGGCGCACGCGGCAGAGCGAGACAACACUAGGGCCAAGCGAAAGUACCCCUGCCCCGAGUGUAACAACGUGUAUUCAAGGCGCACGUACAUGAACAACCACUAUCGACAUGUCCACGCCAAGCAGAGCAAGUACUACUGCGAGGACUGCGACCGGCAUUUCCUGAAUCGAACGAGGUACCUGGACCACAGACGGUUCCAGCACGACGGCGCGAAGAGAGACAAAGACAAACUGUGCAAUAUAUGCGGCCGAGGGUUUGCGGCAAACAGAACGCUAGUGAACCACAUCCGGACGCACUCCGGCGAGCGUCCGUUCUCGUGCGAGUAUUGCGGCGCCAAGUUCACGCAGAAACACGCCAUGCUGUCACACGUCAAGUAUAUACACCUGAAGAGCAAGCGGAAAGCUAGCUGGCACGAGUAGCCACGUGUAUCUAGGUACUCGUGUACGCCAGAGGGUUGCAGGUAGACGCGCUAUGCUGUCACGUCAAGUAUAUACACCUGAAGAGCAAGCGGAAAGCUAGCUGGCACGAGUAGCCACGUGUAUCUGGGUACCCGUGUACGCCGGAGGGUUGCAGGUAGACGCGCUAUACUGUCACACAUCAAGUAAAGUUUCGAGGACCGGUUUGACCCUGCCUGUGAAGCCGAUGGUCCUGGGUUCGAAUCCCGGUAAGGGCAUUUAUUUGUGUGAUGAGCACAGAUAUUUGUUCCUGAGUCAUGGGUGUUUUCUAUGUAUUGGAGUAUUUAUAUAUUAUAUAUAUCGUUGUCUGAGUACCCACAACACAAGCCUCCUUGGGCUUACCGUGGGACUUAGUCAAUCUGUGUAAGAAUGUGCUAUAAUAUUUAAUAUUUAUUUAUUUAAGUAUAUACACCUGAAGAACAAGCGGAAAGCUAGCUGGCACGAGUAGCCACGUGUACCCGGGUACCCGUCCGUAAGUGUGUUGCAGUUGACGCGCUAAAAUAAAAAGAACCCCUGAUACUGAUGUCGGUGUUGUGAAAUAAAAAAAAUCUGUUUUGUAAUAAUAAUAGGGAAAGGUAAAAAAAAUUUGGGAUAUGUACAAUAAUAUUAUGUACAAUAAUAUACACGGUGGCAAAAAAUAAGUGCGUUCCCGUUGCCGGAGGAUUUGGGAUUAUACUGAGCAACUUUUACUAUGAGACCAACCCCGGAAUCGAGAAAAAAAAUUUGGCUGAUAUUUUGGUUGGUCCAUUUUCUACGGGAGGGAAAUUUUUUUCGCGAUUUCGUGGUUGGUCCAUUGUCCCAUAGUAAAAGUUGCUCAGUAUAAUCCCAAAACCUCCGGCAACGGGAAUGCACUUAUUUUUAGCCACCCUGUAUAUAUAUUAGCCAAAAAAACAUCUGACCAUAAACAGAUUCUGUCCGUUGUGGAAUUACCCUGUAUAUA
Molecule: messenger RNA, 2712 nt
Organism: Cydia strobilella
Lineage: Eukaryota; Metazoa; Arthropoda; Insecta; Lepidoptera; Tortricidae
Product: zinc finger protein 879-like
Exons: 9
Coding region: 72-1736 (554 amino acids)
Biological process (GO): regulation of transcription by RNA polymerase II
Cellular component (GO): nucleus; chromosome
Molecular function (GO): chromatin insulator sequence binding; zinc ion binding
Source: RefSeq, a predicted model, not a curated record